UGCCGAAGCGAGGCCGCGGCCGGCCGCGCAAAGUGGGCACGUUCGCCUGUCAGCUGUGCCCCGGACGGCUGGCCACGCAGGCUGCCUUCUUCCAACACUUGCGCGAACACUACGACCAGCCGCGCGGUGACGAGGCGUCGACGGAGGCGGAGGGCCUGUCGGCCGCCGACGGCCGGGCGGUCACCGAGGAGGCCGCCGGCUACGACGGCGCCACCGAGCUCAACGUCGACAUCAUCGCCAGCAAAACGCCGCAGAUUGCGUGCGACCGGUGCGAACGUUACUUCUUCUCGGAGGUAGAGCUCGAGCGGCACGGCAAGGUGCACCUGCGCAAUGCGACGGCAGCCCGAAGCAAGGCGGACGCGGAGUGCGGGACCCCCGCGAAAGAGUGUCCGGAGCCGGCCACCGUCUCGAGGGUUGUGAAAAGCGAGAUAGGACUUGUGGCGGGCGUCCAACUGGUGGAGCGAUGCUGACGGAACGGCGGAGCACGUGCGGCCGGCAGACGGUGGCGACACGAGUCCCGGCAAGUAUAACAUGAAGAACCUGAAGAACUGCACGCAAUGCGUCAAGAUCUUCACCACGGUGUCGGCGCGAGCGAACCACGUGCAGCGUGUGCACGGCGGCGGCGGUGAGCCCAUCUCGCAGACGAAGCGCGAGAAGGUCGAGUACGAGUGCAACGAGUGUCACGUCACGUACACCUCGCAGAAGAUCUACGAGCGCCACCUGCUGCUGCACGAGAACCAGCGCGCGGGCCGGCGGCCGUACCGGUGCGACACGUGCAGCGCCUCGUUCAUCACCACCAUGCAGGUGAAGCACCACGCGCAGCGCGAGCACCCGGAGCUGUGUGCGAGCGGGGCACGGCGCGCCUCGAGCCGCCGCACCGGCCGCCCGGUCGGCUCGUCCGACAAACAGCGACAGGCGGUGUACGACCAGAUCCGCGAGGGUGCCGGCGGCACGUUCUCGUGCUCCGUGUGCGGCAAGGAGGGCAAGACCAAGAACCACGUGUUUUAUCACAUCAGUAUCAAGCAUAAGGCGCUGGAGGGCUACAAGUGCCAGGCGUGCGGCAAGUCGUUCUUCACGGAGGCGGCGCUGCGCGUGCACGACCGCACGCACACGGGCGAGCGGCCGUUCGGGUGCGAGUACUGCCUGCGCCGGUUCCGGCAGCAGGCAGACCUCACCUCCCACGUCAUGUCCAUCCACACCCGGCAGCGGCCGUUCCGGUGUCGGUUCUGCACCAAGUCUUUCUCUCGCAAGUAUUCCAUGACCGUUCACAUGCGCUGCCACACGAACGAGCGCAACUACAAGUGUCCCGUGUGUAAAAAGGGCUUCCGGGCUUCCACAUACCUCACCGGCCAUAUGAAGAUUCAUACAGGCGAGCGGUCGCAUUCGUGCCCCAUCUGCCACAAGACGUUCCGCAUGCGUUCGGACAUGAAGCGGCACAUUUUCACGCACUCGCGCGACCGGCCGCACCAGCGCUCGCUGCGUGCGCUCACCGUGUCGGCCGGGGGCGAGGGCGAGGUCAUGCUGCUCAACAGCGCCGACCUGAGCAACCUGCAGUUCGUCACCGACGAGGACGGCAAGGCGAUGGUGAUCGGCGACGGCGACCAGAUGGUGCUGGACGAGUCGCAGACCGUCAUCGACGAGCAGACCGGGCAAAUCAUGGUGCCGGAGAGUGCGAUCGUCGAGUACGACGAGAGCGCCAUGGCGUCCAUGUACCUGAUGGCAGACACGGACGCGGAGCCGCUGGCCCUGGCCUGACCUGGCCCGGGGCGCGGCCGCCCCAGGGCAUGACCGGCGCCGCCAUCCGCGGCCGCGCUCGGCUCUCCUCGCCGGGCUGCAGUGGCUCCAACGCAAUAUAUGCAUGUAUUUAUUGUGUGAAGCCGUGCCUCAUUGCUGCGCCUGCGCGGCUCCGAUGAGAUCAUGUGAUGGUGCGCUCGAAAUAGUCGUCUUCGAGCUGGCUUUAAUACAGGUUCAUGAGGCUU
Messenger RNA from Pollicipes pollicipes, 1979 nucleotides. Its product is annotated as zinc finger protein 570. NCBI's taxonomy places the organism in Eukaryota, Metazoa, Arthropoda, Thecostraca, Pollicipedomorpha, Pollicipedidae. Gene Ontology annotation, cellular component: nucleoplasm. Gene Ontology annotation, biological process: regulation of transcription by RNA polymerase II. The transcript is spliced from 6 exons. Gene Ontology annotation, molecular function: RNA polymerase II cis-regulatory region sequence-specific DNA binding; DNA-binding transcription repressor activity, RNA polymerase II-specific. The coding region runs from base 532 to 1755 and encodes 407 amino acids. The record is from RefSeq and is a predicted model, not a curated record.